Molecule: messenger RNA, 825 nt
Organism: Seminavis robusta
Lineage: Eukaryota; Bacillariophyta; Bacillariophyceae; Naviculales; Naviculaceae
Source: the annotation of a GenBank genome assembly
AUGACUAUCUACCAUACAAAGCUCUUGCUCUCAACUGUGCUCAUUUUGGGAGCACUUACGGAAAUCAACUGCUUCCAACCACUUCCCCGUACUCUUGGGAUACCCAAACUCGCCGCUGCCAAACUUGAUGUCGACGGGGAUAAGUCGAAGGCGCUGUCUGGUAGCAGUGACGAAUCCACCAACUACAAUUACAUUGGUUUCAACACGGACCAAAAUACCCCCUACGUCCCUUCGGGCAUGUCACCAGAACAAUAUGCACAAAUCAAAAAGACGGAAGCCGCCAAAGCGGCCAGUAUGGACUUUGGAGCCUGGGGACCACGCUUCAAACAGACUGCGGCGCCGGGGGGAGACUGGAUGGUUAACACCAAUUUAUGGGUCAAGGGAUUCCAGCAACAACGGGAUGUUGCCUUGUUGUCGCAAGAUGAUGUAGAACGACAAGAAACUCGUCAACGACAAUGGAACGCCGUCAAGAGCACGCUUCCCUCGCUCUUUUUGGCCUAUCUGAUGGUGGAUAUCCUGCUCAUUUCAUUGGCGUCCGUCCGAUCCACCCAACAAGUCGUGUGGUCGGUACUACUGGCCCAACAAGGAAUCCUACAAGCCGCACGGCAACACACCACUGUGGUGUUUGGUAAACUACACGUUCUUGUACUCAAGCUUUCCCUGACGGCCGUGGCAACGCCCUUUCUGCACAAGUAUCGAGAUAUUGCCAAUCGACGAUGGCUCUGGUCGCCAAGAAAAAUUGUUGCGACACCUUUGCUGGCGGCGGGUGCUAUGCUGGUCCUGAAAAUGGCACUGAUUGUGGGCAUUAAAGCUGUUUUGCAGUGA